This is a messenger RNA of Gadus chalcogrammus (walleye pollock), 2904 nucleotides long. RefSeq names its product transmembrane protease serine 9-like. The transcript is spliced from 12 exons. The record is from RefSeq and is a predicted model, not a curated record. Gene Ontology annotation, molecular function: serine-type endopeptidase activity. NCBI's taxonomy places the organism in Eukaryota, Metazoa, Chordata, Actinopteri, Gadiformes, Gadidae. Bases 11 to 1621 code for a protein of 536 amino acids. Gene Ontology annotation, biological process: proteolysis.
CUUCAGGUAAAUGCUCAUACUUCAUCAACCUGAUCACAAAGCAACCAUGAAGUCUCUUAUCUUCGUUCUGCUCCUCGGAGCUGUCUUCGCUGAGGAGGACAAGAUCGUCGGAGGGUAUGAGUGUACGAAGCACUCCCAGGCCCACCAGGUGUCCCUGAACUCUGGAUACCACUUCUGUGGAGGCUCCCUGGUCAGCAAGGACUGGGUGGUGUCUGCUGCUCACUGCUACAAGUCCCGUAUUGAGGUGCGUCUGGGCGAGCACCACAUCAGGGUAAACGAGGGAACCGAGCAGUUCAUCUCCUCCUCCAGCGUCAUCCGUCACCCCAACUACAGCUCCUACAACAUCAACAACGACAUCAUGCUGAUCAAGCUGAGCAAGCCCGCCACCCUGAACCAGUAUGUGCAGACUGUGGCCCUUCCCACCGAAUGUGCUGCUGAUGGCACCAUGUGCACAGUGUCUGGCUGGGGAAACACCAUGAGCUCCGUUGAUGACGGGGACAAGCUUCAGUGCCUGAACCUGCCCAUCCUCUCCCACGCCGACUGUGACAACUCCUACCCUGGCAUGAUCACCCAGUCCAUGUUCUGCGCUGGCUACCUGGAGGGAGGCAAGGACUCCUGCCAGGGAGACUCCGGUGGCCCCGUGGUGUGCAACGGUGUGCUGCAGGGUGUUGUGUCCUGGGGAUACGGAUGUGCCGAGAGGGACCACCCCGGUGUUUACGCCAAGGUCUGCGUUCUCUCGGGCUGGGUUCGCGACACCAUGGCAAAUGGUGGAUGGCAGAGGGAUAGAGGAUGUCCCAGGCUGGCAGGAUAUAAAUACAGGCCAUGGAGAGGCCUGGGGACUCCUGACGCUUCACCGUUCCCGAGUGAAACCAUGAUCGGCCUGGCUCUGCUAAUGCUGCUGGGUGCUGCUGCGGCAGUGCCCCGUGAAGACGGGAGGAUCAUCGGCGGACAGGACUGUGAGCCUCGCUCUCGUCCCUUCAUGGCCUCCCUGAACUACGGAUACCACUUCUGUGGCGGCGUGCUCAUCAACGACCAGUGGGUGCUCUCUGUCGCCCACUGCUGGUACAAUCCCUACUACAUGCAGGUGAUGCUUGGAGAGCACGACCUGCGUGUGUUUGAGGGCACUGAGCAGCUCGUGAAGACGGAUACCAUUUUCUGGCAUGAGCAGUAUGACUACCAGACGCUGGACUACGACAUGAUGAUGAUCAAGCUGUACCAUCCCGUGGAGGUGACCCAGUCAGUUGCCCCCAUCUCCCUGCCCACGGGCCCCCCUGACGGGGGCAUGCUCUGCUCCGUGUCUGGCUGGGGCAACAUGGCCAUGGGUGAAGAGGUGAACCUGCCCACCAGGCUGCAGUGUCUGGACGUGCCCAUCGUGGAAACAGUGGACUGCGAAGCAGCCUACCCGGGCAUGAUCAGCACCAGGAUGGUGUGCGCCGGAUACAUGGAUGGGGGCAGGGAUGCAUGCAACGGGGACUCUGGAAGCCCACUGGUGUGUGAGGGAGUGCUCACCGGUCUGGUGUCCUGGGGACAGGGCUGCGCUGAGCCCAACUACCCCGGCGUGUACGUCAAGGUGUACGAGUUCCUCUCCUGGAUCCAAACCACACUGGAUGCCAACCCCUGAACUGGCCAAGCAGAUUGAGUACAACGCUCCCCUCCUCCUUCAUCUUGUCCCUCUUCUCCAAUCUCUUCCUUGCUUCUUUUAUCCCACUUGAAUCCAACUCAUAAACUCCUCAAAAAGUCUCCUGCCAGCUGAGACGCAAGUCCAAGACCGACAGAAAGUGGAAUAGUGAAUAAAAGCAAUGUCUACAUGCCCAUCCCUGUUGUUGCGUCUGCAGUUGAAUGACCUGUUGAAAAUCCUACAAUUCAAACAAUACAAAUUAUCUUUACAAAAAAAAAACAUUAUUUGCAAUAAUGAACACAUUAAUCCAAAGUACAAAUGUGUUAAAUCACAUUUCAUCACAACGGAUAUCAUACAAUGUGAUGAGGUUCCUAGCACAUAUCAGUUUCAUAAACCACAUUAGCCGCACUAAUUACCCCAUUUUGAUCUGCUCACAAAUGUAUUAAAGGCCCACUAUGCAACUUCGGGAAUUUCUUCGCUGUUUUCUUGGUUUUGGCACGCACAUUUCUCUACACAGCGCCCCCUACAGCUUCGUAGUAGAUAUUUUACAACACUGUCGUAACAACUCGUUGACGACCCUUCCCCAUGCACUUCUACGCGAGCCAUGUGCAUUUGUUUUCAAAGAAGCCGGCGAAUGCGUGGAGCCAUGUCCGAAGUAAAUGUUCAUAAAGUGUAGGCAAGGUUAUACAUUUUUAAAAUGGUGUAUUUGUAUUGCAAUAAACAUAAAGCCAUCCUUUUUAUAGUUGACGGGGAGAAUUUAUAUCCUAGAUUAUAAUUGUUUUAUCUUAGGUUGAACAGAACAAUCAGUGUGAGAGUGUUGGCCAACAUAAUAAUCUAAAUAAACAAGAACCUGGAUUCGGGGAUUCAGUCUGUAUCUGGGGGACGAGACAGACGAACAGCAAAACACCAAUGGAAACAAAGGUGUUUAUAUGGCUGCAACCAAGCAAGCUAGAAACAUACAGGGCUCACAACAAAACGGUCGAGAAAACAAUUUUUACAGGGCUCACAACAAAAUGGUUGAGCAAACACAUUUGUACAGAGACUAUCAACAUCAAGAAUACCACGAGGACAAAGUUCACCCAAGGGUACUUUCAAUUUCAAAAGCAACACGGCCAAGUCGGAGUCUGAUUUGAAGUCUUCUUUUUCUUUCAGUUCACGCUAUUCCUGAAAAGCUUGCCCAACGUUUACUCGUGUCUGGCCUCUCUGUCGGUCAGUCUCCCCUUUCUCUUCUUCUGUUCCUCCGACAUUGGGUUUCUCUGUCUCUUUUUAGUCGGCUGAUCUAUGAU